GAAUCGGUGGUAAGGACAACCAAAGAAGAUGGAUGUCUUAAGUUCGUUGCUGUGCUUUGUUCUGUUCGUGGUCUUGUUUCAAGCCUUUCGAAGGAAAUCGGGAAGAACAGACAAGCUUCCGCCCGGUCCGCCUCCGAUUCCGAUCUUCGGGAACCUCUUCCAGCUUGGUGAUAAGCCCCAUAAGGCCCUUGCCAAACUUGCCAAGAUUCAUGGCGACAGUAUGACUUUGAAACUUGGCCAAACAACUACUAUAGUAAUUUCGUCUGCAACAAUGGCCAAAGAAAUCCUCCAAACGCAUGACGCCAUAUCGUGUAACCGAACCAUUCCCGAUGCCCUUCAUGCCCUUCAACACCACGAAACCGGAUUGCCUUGGAUGCCUGUUUCAACCACAUGGAGAAACCUUCGGAAAAUCUGCAAUUUGCACAUUUUCUCUGCUCACAAACUCGACGCUAACCGGUACUUGCGGCACAGCAAAAUAGAACAACUCCUCGCCGGUGUUCGUGAUAGUUCCCGAAUCGGAGAAGCGAUUGACAUAAGCACAAUUGUUUUAAAAACAAUGCUUAAUCUUAUGUCCAAUACUAUUUUUUCCAUUGAUUUAGCGGACUCUUCUGAUACAGCUCUGGAAUUCGGAGAAAUUAUAGAGGGUAUCAAGAAAGAGUUGGGAAAACCAAAUUUUUGUGAUUAUUUCCCUACUCUUCUUGGUAACCUUGACUUGCAAGGCAUAAGGCGUCGGAUGACUAAUCAUUUUGGGAAGUUGAUGAUUCUUUUCGAUGAUUUGAUCGAUAAGCGGUUGGAGUCGAGAACCAUGAAUGAUUCUAUAUCAACUAAUGAUCUAUUGGAUAUUCUUCUCCAAAUCAGUGAAGAUGACAACCAAGAGCUUGAUAGAAAUCAGAUCAAACAUUUGAUUUUGGAUUUGUUCACAGCGGGAACGGAGACAACAACUAGUACUUUGGAAUGGGCAAUGGCGGAAUUACUCCAUAACCCGAAAACUUUACUUGAUGCCCGAAGAGAACUGCAACAAAAAAUUGGCCAAGGGAAGAUGGUGGAUGAAUCCGACGAUACUUUUUUACCUUAUUUGCAAGCAAUUGUCAAGGAAACGUUGAGAUUGCAUCCUCCAGUUCCUUUCUUACUCCCUCGAAAAGCUGAAGCCGAUAUCGAGAUUCAUGAGUUCGUGGUUCCGAAGGGCGCACAGGUGUUGAUCAACGCAUGGGCUAUAGGCAGAGAUCCCAAUUGCUGGGACGAACCUGAGUUGUUUCUUCCAGAGAGGUUAAUGAGAUCAGAAGUGGAUGUUAAAGGAAGGGACUUUGAACUCAUUCCAUUCGGGGGUGGGCGACGAAUUUGCCCUGGAUUGCCAUUAGCCAUGAGGAUGUUGCACCUGGUGUUGGGUACCCUUAUUCACUCAUUUGAUUGGGAGCUUGAAGAUGGAGUUACACCUCAAAACAUGAACAUGGAUGAUGCCUUUGGCCUUGUUUUACAGAAAGCUCGACGAUUAAGAGUUAUCCCACGUUUAAUUUGAUACUGUUUUGUUUAUUUGCUCUUGUUAUCCAAAUUAAUUAGUGAAGAUAAAUAAAGAAACUUGGAUUUGCUUUGGAA
Molecule: messenger RNA, 1593 nt
Organism: Hibiscus syriacus
Lineage: Eukaryota; Viridiplantae; Streptophyta; Magnoliopsida; Malvales; Malvaceae
Product: geraniol 8-hydroxylase-like
Exons: 2
Coding region: 29-1516 (495 amino acids)
Molecular function (GO): heme binding; oxidoreductase activity, acting on paired donors, with incorporation or reduction of molecular oxygen; monooxygenase activity
Source: RefSeq, a predicted model, not a curated record